Messenger RNA from Erpetoichthys calabaricus (reedfish), 5182 nucleotides. It is a transcript of the gene dlg1a, whose product is annotated as discs large MAGUK scaffold protein 1a. Gene Ontology annotation, cellular component: neuron projection; postsynaptic density membrane; neuromuscular junction. Gene Ontology annotation, molecular function: kinase binding. Gene Ontology annotation, biological process: neurotransmitter receptor localization to postsynaptic specialization membrane; chemical synaptic transmission. The transcript is spliced from 26 exons. Bases 725 to 3577 code for a protein of 950 amino acids. NCBI's taxonomy places the organism in Eukaryota, Metazoa, Chordata, Cladistia, Polypteriformes, Polypteridae. The record is from RefSeq and is a predicted model, not a curated record.
GACGCCAUUUUGGUGGAAAGUUUGGAAUUUCGGGCACACAGGAGGGGAAAAAAAGAGGAGGGGGAAGAAGUUUAGCUGCAAGGGGUCACGAGAAGCUGAAGAGGGAAGAGAAAGGGGAGGAGGAGGAGAACAUCCCCACGCAGGCCGAGGGCACUGCAGCCUGAUCAGUGCGUGCAAAGGUUCAACUUUGCAUGAACAGAGCGCGACGCGCGAUUUUGUUAUUUUUCUCUGUGAGUUUCAGUUCUGUAGCUGCCGCUGAAAGAAGAGAAGGGGAGGGGGAAAGGCGGAGCGGGAGGAACUCGCCACUAUCAGAAUUCUGUACCGCCUGGCAGCAGUGCCUGAGAUUGCCGGGCUGUUUCUAUUUUUUUUUCUUUCUUUCUUUCCCUGUAAAAGUUUCUUCAAGUCCGGACCCGCGUUGUCUUCUGCGAGGCUCGAAUGCCUCGCUUCUCUCUCGAGAUCGCUUCACUGUGGCUUAUAUAUGGUUUUACAGCGAGCGACGGGUUUCUACAGCUGGGUUCCAGGCACCGUGACAUACAAGUGCUCCACUUUCCAUUUAAUAACCAAGUCGCCUGUGGAUCACUGAGAGGAAGACAGCAGCGCUAAGUGCAGGAGCAUUGAACAUUCUUCAACCCCCACUAUAACGACUGACGGCAAACAUUUGGAUUUUAAAGCUUACUGCCCCACUUUUUUGAUCACCCAACUUUUAGCAUCUGGAAGCCUCAACAUGCCUGUUCGAAAGAAAGAUGCACAACGAGCACUGGUUCUCCUGGAGGAUUAUCAAUCCAGACUGAGUCAAACGGAGGACAGACAACUUCGAAACUCCAUAGAGCGAGUUAUUAACAUCUUUCAGAGUAACCUUUUCCAGGCUCUGAUAGAUAUCCAGGAAUUUUACGAAGUGACCUUACAGGACAGUCAAAAAUGUGUGGAAUCAUUGAAGCCAGUAGAACCAAAUCCUCCAAUGAACACAUGGGACUUCUCCAGCCUUCCAAGCACAACAGUGACUUCAGAAACAUUACCCAGCAGCCUUAGUCCAAGUAUAGAGGAGAGUUCUCUUCUAAAUGAAAUACUUCAUGUUCUAGAAAAAUCUUUCUCUUCUCAGACAUGCCAAAAAUACCGCUACCAAGAUGAAGACACGUCACCAAAGGAACACAACUCCCCACAGCUCACCCAUGAAGUGAAGGGGCCAGAGCUGGUCCAUGUCUCUGAAAAGAACCUUUCACAGAUAGAGAAUGUGCAUGGUUUGGUUUCACAUUCACACAUCUCCCCAAUGAAGCAGACAGAUGCACCUCCUCCCUCCGCUCCUAUAAUCCCUGCUGUCCCAAUCCUGCCCAUCCCUGCUGAGACUACUGUCAUCUCAUCACCUACGCCACAGGCAAAUCCUCCGCCUGUUGUGGUCAACACAGAAAGCUUGGAUAGCCCUGUUUAUGUAAAUGGUACAGAAGCAGAAUAUGAAUAUGAAGAAAUCACUCUUGAAAGGGGAAACUCGGGACUUGGUUUUAGUAUCGCAGGUGGCACAGAUAAUCCCCACAUUGGAGAUGACCCAAGUAUCUUCAUUACUAAAAUUAUUUCAGGGGGUGCAGCUGCACAGGAUGGGAGACUGCGGGUGAACGAUUGCAUAUUAAGAGUAAAUGAUGUUGAUGUCCGGGACGUAACACACAGCAAAGCAGUUGAAGCACUUAAAGAGGCAGGCUCAAUAGUAAGAUUGUACGUCAGGAGAAGAAAACCUAUAACGGAAAAAAUCAUGGACAUAAAACUUGUCAAAGGACCAAAGGGUCUUGGUUUCAGUAUAGCAGGAGGGGUUGGAAAUCAACAUAUACCUGGAGACAACAGCAUUUAUGUUACCAAAAUAAUUGAAGGAGGAGCUGCACAUAAAGAUGGCAAACUGCAAAUAGGAGACAAGUUGCUUGCGGUAAACAAUGUUAGCCUUGAAGAGGUGAGCCACGAAGAAGCUGUAGCUGCUUUGAAAAAUACCCCUGAUGUUGUUUACUUGAAAGUGGCAAAACCCACCAGUGUGUACAUGAGUGACAGCUAUACCCCUCCUGACAUCAAUAACUCAUAUUCACAACAAAUGGAAAACCAUAUCAAUUCUUCCAGUUUUUUGCCACAUCCAGUCACACAAGCAACCUCUGGCAGAUAUUCUCCUGUUUCUAAAGCAGUGGUAGGAGAUGAGGAAAUUACACGGGAACCACGUAAGGUGGUGCUACAUAGGGGCACAACGGGCUUGGGUUUCAACAUCGUUGGUGGGGAAGAUGGAGAAGGCAUUUUCAUUUCAUUUAUCUUGGCUGGGGGACCAGCGGAUUUGUGUGGAGAGCUAAGGAAAGGAGACCGAAUUAUUUCUGUGAAUGGUGUAGACCUCCGGAAUGCCACACAUGAGCAGGCUGCAGCUGCAUUAAAGAAUGCUGGUCAGACGGUGACCAUUAUUGCUCAAUACAGGCCAGAGGAAUAUAGUCGAUUUGAAGCCAAAAUUCACGAUCUUCGAGAGCAGAUGAUGAAUAGCAGUCUAAACUCUGGUUCUGGAUCAUUACGCACAAGCCAGAAAAGAUCAAUUUAUGUCAGAGCACUUUUUGACUAUGACAAAACUAAAGACAGUGGACUGCCUAGUCAAGGGUUGAAUUUUAGAUUUGGAGACAUCCUGCAUGUCAUCAAUGCGUCUGAUGAUGAGUGGUGGCAAGCACGGCAGGUGACGCCAGAUGGAGAAAGUGAAGAGAUUGGAGUAAUUCCAAGUAAACGAAGGGUAGAAAAAAAGGAGAGAGCCAGAUUAAAGACUGUCAAAUUCAACUCCAAAUCAAAAGACAGGGGGCAGUCAUUCAAUGACAAGCGUAAAAAGAACCUCUUUUCCCGAAAAUUCCCUUUCUACAAGAACAAGGAGCAGAGUGAGAUGGAAACCAGUGAUCUUGACCAGCAUGUAACCUCUAAUGCCAGCGAUAGUGAAAGUAGUUACCGUGGCCAAGAAGAAUAUGUCUUAUCUUAUGAACCUGUAAGCCAGCAAGAAGUUAAUUACACUCGCCCAGUGAUAGUGUUGGGACCUAUGAAAGAUCGCAUUAAUGAUGACCUUAUCUCAGAAUUUCCUGACAAGUUUGGUUCCUGUGUUCCCCAUACAACUAGGCCAAAGCGUGAUUAUGAGGUGGAUGGCAGAGACUACCACUUUGUUACAUCACGAGAGCAAAUGGAAAAAGAUAUACAGGAUCAUAAAUUCAUUGAAGCUGGCCAGUACAAUAAUCACUUGUAUGGUACCAGUGUGCAGUCUGUCCGAGAAGUAGCAGAAAAGGGCAAGCACUGCAUUUUAGAUGUGUCUGGGAAUGCUAUCAAGAGACUCCAGAUUGCACAAUUAUAUCCUAUUGCAAUUUUUAUUAAACCAAAAUCCGUGGAAAAUAUAAUGGAGAUGAACAAAAGAUUAACAGAAGAACAAGGCAGAAAAACCUUUGAGAGAGCCAUGAAACUAGAACAGGAGUUCACAGAGCAUUUCACAGCUAUUGUCCAAGGGGAGAGCCUUGAAGAAAUUUACAAUCAGGUUAAACAAAUUAUUGAAGAACAGUCUGGUCCAUAUAUCUGGAUUCCUGCAAAGGAGAAAUUAUGAGGAGACCAGUGUGUGUGUGUGUGUGCGCGCGUGUGUGUGUUUUUGUUUUUUAACCUUUUAAACCAACCUUACCCAUUGAAGUGGAUGGGCAUCUGCUCUUCAGAAUUCUACAACAACUUGGUCUCUAAAGUAUCAGGUUCAAAGCGCUCUCUCUUUUUUCUUUUCCUGAUGCUAGCAUCUUAUACAUCUUAAACCAGUGACUGCUGAUCAGAUCAGCGCCAUUUUUGCAGUGAAAAGGGUCAUGUCCUGAUCAGCUAUGAAAUGAGACUCUGUGUUACAGUUCCUUAAUGUUUAAGGGAGGUGACUUGCUUCAAAUUAUUAGAAUUUUCUUAAGAUUUUUUUUUUCUUUUAGCAUUUUUCAUAACAAAGAAAUGAGGAACAAACUUGUUUAUGGGAGGGACAUUUUUUUUAAAAGAAGAUAAACUUUGCACGUUCUAGCUUUAAUUAACAGCAUGAUUUGGACAAUACCAUUUUAAUUUGGUUCCCCAUUUGUUCAUACAGUUUAUGUAGCUCUGUUUCAUUUAAUCUUGAUUUUUCAAUACACUUUAACCUUAGCCUCAUUCUUUAAACAUAUUCUAUGCAUUUCGCCGUAGUAUUGUUGUGUUGAUACCACUUCCUGUUUUAAUCAUGAACAGAAUUAUGGUUGUUAUUGGUAUACUAAAUUGUUCCUGAGCGGGUUCUUUAUACACUGAUGAGUGUCUUAUCAUUUAAAAGAAGGCUUUUUGUCACUGUGAUUAUCAUUCUUAGAUUUUAUUCUGUUGUAAGUGCUCGGGAGAGUUGACUUUUAAAAUAAGAAAUGGCUGAUUGUGUUGAUGCAAAAUAUAGGUACAUGGAAUAAGCGACAGAGGCUGAAGGCCAUAGCAAAAAACCUUAGGAACAGAAUUCUGUUGUACACAGUUUUAGAUUUUAACCCUAAUUAAACUGCGUAUUUUGUUAUAAUUAAAAGACUAUACUGUACUGAACUUAAACACUAAGGGAAUUAUUUUCUUUUUAUAGGAACACAUAUGCAUAUAUAUAUAAUAUAUAAAUAUAUAAAUUAAAAAGUAUAUUUUUUUCUUCUGCAACCUCUUUCUUCAGCAUUUUGUUUAUUUUUUUAUGCAUUUUUGUCUUGUAUUUUGCACCCAUACUAAUCUAAAAAAUACAGGAGCUGUUUUUUGAGUAAACAGUAUUUGGUGUAUGAACAAAUUAAGCAAAAUGGCAGCUGAAUCUCCUCCUUACAUCAUUUUUUUCCCCCUCAUGUGACGUGCAUGGUUUUUAAUUAAGCAAUAGACAAUAAAAGAUUGGGUGAAUGACCAGUCAAAUGACUGAUACUGUUGUUAUUGGCUUGAGCUAGAAUGAGUCAAAUAUCUGGACUGUUCUAGUUAUUGUUUGCAAAGCAGAGGUGAUUUGUAAUAAAUGUGAAAGAUUUUAAGAGACAUUUUUCAUUUAAAAUAUUUUUCUGCAGUAGAUUGCCUGUAUACCUUACCUUAUUUUGAAGUUUUGCUUUUUAACUUCAUGACAGUUUCACAGUUCAUUUUCAGACUGGACUUUGUAAAUAAUACCAACUUUAUUCUUUCCAUCUGUCAGAGAAAGGAGAACAGCUAAUAAACUUGCUCAUACUACUCA